AGCGUCUUAACUCUCUGAUUCCAGCCCAAUACAAGGCUCUCUGCAGCAGCACCCCCCUGGGCACCAUCAUGAACCCCAUUACACACGUCAUUGAUGAUGUGGACGAGUGCCAAGGCAUGGUCUGCCAAGAAGGUCAAUGUACCAAUACCAUCGGCAGUUUCGUCUGCCAGUGCUACGACGGAUUCCGCUACGACCCAAACCUGAUGACGUGCGAAGACAUCAACGAAUGCCAGGAGAACCCCGGCAUCUGCAGCGGCACGGCGAAGUGCGUCAACGAACGUGGAAGUUACGAAUGUCGCUGCCCUGAUGGCUACGAGUCUUCCUCCAGUCAUCGUGGAUGUGAUGAUGUGGACGAGUGCAAACAGCCGCACAUCUGCCAGAACGGCGUCUGCAUCAACUUGGACGGAGGGUUCCAGUGUACCUGCAAUCCCGGCUACUACUCAACUCCUGCUGGAGAUACGUGCAUCGACUUCGACGAGUGCGCACGUAGUCCCGGAAUAUGCUCCAACGGAAUGUGCGAGAAUGUGCCCGGGUCGUACCGCUGCGUCUGCAACCCUGGCUUCCAACUGUCACCCGACAACGACUGUUAUGAUGUGGACGAAUGCCGAACUCAGUAUAGGAUCUGCCACAACGGCAGGUGCCGCAACACCAUUGGCAGCUUCCAGUGCCACUGUCAGGCUGGCUACCAGCUCAGCCCCGACGGUCGGAGCUGCGUAGACGUCAACGAGUGUGAAACAGAAGUCUGUCACAAGGGCUCCUGUCGCAAUUCAGAGGGCUCCUUCGAAUGCAGCUGCCCCGAGGGAUACCAACUGUCUCACGACGGGCGUGAGUGUGUUGAUGUGGACGAGUGCCUGUCGAUAUCUCAGCUCUGUCUCGGCGGUGUCUGCGAAAACACCGAAGGCGGCUUCCGCUGCUCCUGUCCCCCUGGAUUCAAGCUGUCGGCCGACGCGCGCGGAUGCAUAGACCUCCGUCAGAAACAGUGCUUCCGGAGCUACCAGAGGGGCCAAUGCAGCGACCCCCGACCUGGCAACACAACGCGAAAUCAGUGCUGCUGCAUGCAGGGGUCGGCUGCCUGGGGUGACUCACCCUGCGAACGUUGCCCGGAUCCAACCGAAACCACCUUUAGGCACAUCUGCCAAGCUGGCCUUGGUUUUAUCGAAGAGGACGGCAUAACAAUUGAUAUCAACGAGUGCAUGAUGAGUCCCGACAUCUGCCAGAAUGGAGAAUGCAUCAACACAGACGGUUCCUACCGGUGCCAGUGCGAGCCCGGGUUCAAGCUCGACCCUACGGGACACAUUUGCUUAGACGAAGACGAGUGUGCAGAGAAGAGGACGAUAUGCGGGAAUGGAACCUGCUCAAACACGCUGGGAGGCUUUGAGUGCCACUGCGGCGAAGGAUUCACACCCGGAAUAAGAAAUGUCUGCGAAGAUCUCAACGAGUGUGUUCUGGGCAUUGACGACUGCGCCUUCCGCUGCCUCAACACUGCUGGCUCGUUUCGCUGCACUUGCCCCUAUGGCUACACUUUAGCACCAGAUGGGAAGCAUUGCCAAGAUUUGGACGAGUGCGCAUCUGGAGAUCACGGCUGUCGCUAUGCUUGCAAAAACCUUGUGGGGACGUUUCAGUGCAUAUGUCCCGAUGGCAUGAGAUCAACUGGCCGCGGAGACGACUGCACAGACAUUAACGAGUGUCAAGAAAAUCCCGACAUUUGCCAGAACGGAGAGUGCAUGAACACACACGGGGGUUAUCGCUGUCGCUGCUACCACGGCUUUGAGCCUAGCAGCAACGGAAAGCAGUGUUUAGACAACAGACUUGGAACCUGCUACCAAACAGCAAGCUCGUGCCCCAACUCAAACGGCCAGCUGGGUCUGACGUCGCGCGACGAAUGCUGCUGCAGCGUCGGCAUAGUCUGGGGCUCUCACUGUGAAGCGUGUCCGCAGCGGAACACGCAAGAGUUUAACUCGCUAUGCGAACUCGGCACGGGAUUCAACAAGGACGGGCAAGAUGUGAACGAAUGCGAGACCUUGCCGCACCUGUGCAACAACGGGCGCUGCAUCAACACACAGGGCUCGUACCGCUGUCUCUGCAACCGGGGGUACAAGACGGACCCCACGGGGACACGCUGUGUCGAUGUCAACGAGUGUGAGCUCCCGGUUUCGCCGUGCAAGUCCAAGUGUCUCAACACAGAGGGCAGCUACAUCUGUUCCUGCGAUGACGGCUAUGUCCUAGCAGAAGACAAAGUCUCCUGCAAAGAUGUGGACGAGUGCGCGACGGACAGACACAACUGCGAGCACUCGUGCAUCAACACUCAGGGAAGCUACCGAUGCUCCUGCAAAGACGGCUACAACGUACUCGAGAGCCAGUGCUUGGACGUGAACGAGUGCCGUGAGCAACCGCACCUCUGCGCUCCCAGUGGAACAUGUACCAACAUGCCGGGAAGUUACAGGUGCAAUUGCCCCCGUGGCUACAUCACGGAUGCUUCAGGGCAGUCUUGCAAGGACACGGACGAAUGUGCGGAUCCGAGCAGGUGUCCGCACGGUUGUGAGAAUCUCGAAGGCUCGUACCGCUGCACAUGCCCACCAGGCUUCAAGCAGCACCCCUACUGGAACCAGUGUCUGGACGACAACGAAUGUCUGUCGCAGCCGUGUGGAACGGCAAACUGCGUCAACACUGUGGGCAGCUACUCGUGCAACUGCCCCAACGGAUUCAGUUUCGACGAGAUCAUGACCAGCUGUGUCGGAGGCAGCGGAUGCUCCAACAGCCCGUGUCUCUUCGAGUGCAUGCCCACCGGAUCUGGAGGCUUCCUCUGCAGUUGCCCGGAAGGAUACCAGCGCAUUGGACAAGGGCACUGUCUCUCCACACAUCCCGAGAGUUCAACCCUGGGUCCUGGAAAGGGCGUGCCGGGGGACGUGGGGAUACCCGCCUACGAUGUUGGCAACGCCGGGCCCCAGGACCCCGACAAGGUCAUCUCGACCGAAGGAUGCUACUCCUGCAAGCUCAACGGCGGGAGCGUACAGCGCGCGCGGAGGGGACUCAACAACGGAACGUCGUCUCGGAGGCUCACCCGGAGGUCUACUCAGAAGAAGGAAACAGAAGAGCAGACAACGGCACACAAGAGGAGACACCCCAAGUCUCGUUGGGAUGUCAUCAAGGUGACGCUGAAGUUACGCCAAGCGCAGGCGCACCAAAACAUCCUCGACAUCCGGCCAGCCUACAAGCACCUCAGGGACGACAAGAACUACCAUGUGCUGCAUGGUGUCGACCGCAACCGCUUCAGCGUCGUUUCGAGCGAUGGCGGUGUGACGCUGCAGCUCGCAGAAUCCAUCAAGAAGGCCGGACUCUACAAGGUCAACAUCGGAAGCCGAAGUCCGUCGGAGGAAGAGGCGGAGAACCAAUCGAGAGCGUUCCGCCUUCGAGUCCACUUGGCGGUCACGGAGUGAAAAGUCAUGGAGGGCACGCCGGUCCUCCUCAUAGUCUUCAACGAUGCACCGAGAUCUAGGGCGUCGUAAAAGUGCCACAUUUUUUUUUUCUCAUUAAAACAUUAC
This is a messenger RNA of Ixodes scapularis (black-legged tick), 3542 nucleotides long. RefSeq names its product fibrillin-2. The coding region runs from base 69 to 3437 and encodes 1122 amino acids. The transcript is spliced from 27 exons. The record is from RefSeq and is a predicted model, not a curated record. Gene Ontology annotation, molecular function: calcium ion binding. Lineage: Eukaryota; Metazoa; Arthropoda; Arachnida; Ixodida; Ixodidae.